AUGGUAUCUAUCGUAUUUGUCAGUACCGAUGCCGUUUGGUGCCAGUUUAUUCGCAGUCAUCUUCCGCCGCAACUUUUCUCGGUUUCUGUAAAAAAUGCCCCAAUAGAUAAGGUGUUGCAGCAAUGUAGUAUAAAUCGUCCUUCGGCCGUAGUGACGCCCGCUAACUCCUUGGGGUAUAUGGGGGGUGGUUUUGAUCGGCUGAUACUCGAAUGUAUUAACAACAAGAACUUGGAACAAAAGAUUCAAGAAUUGCUCGCCGAAUCGCACCGUGGAUACUUACCGAUUUCUAGUGCCAAAAUCGUGGAUUUGGCCCAUUUGGUGCUGGGUCCGCUGUUCGACUUUCUCAUAUCUGCACCAUCAAUGACAGUACCAGAACCAAUUGCUCCCAACCACGCAAAACAACUAAUCUUCGAUACUAUUUGGAACGUUUUAGUGGCUGCGAAAAAUGCACCUCGCACCAUCUCCACACUAAUUAUCCCUGCAUUUGGAACCAAUUGGGGCCAGGUCCACCCCCAUGUAUCUGCUGCAUCCACAUUGGCAGCUACAGCCAUAUUCCAUUGGCCCUUGAAUGACAUGGCGUCGAGACAAAGUGGGCUUUUAAGAAGCUCGCUCGCACUAAUGUACUUGGAAAAGGACAUUACCAAAUUUGGUAUUCCAGACCAUGUGAAGGAAUUAGGGGAAUCGUGCCAACUUUCCCAAGCUGUGCCGUUAAGAGAGUGGCUUUGCACGUUAUGA
This is a messenger RNA of Meyerozyma guilliermondii ATCC 6260, 735 nucleotides long. Its product is annotated as putative ADP-ribose 1''-phosphate phosphatase. The transcript has a single exon. Lineage: Eukaryota; Fungi; Ascomycota; Pichiomycetes; Serinales; Debaryomycetaceae. Bases 1 to 735 code for a protein of 244 amino acids. The record is from RefSeq and is a predicted model, not a curated record.